GCAGCCAUGCAAAUCUUCGUGAAGACCCUCACGGGUAAGACUAUCACCCUCGAGGUGGAGUCUUCGGACACCAUCGAGAAUGUGAAGGCCAAGAUUCAGGACAAGGAGGGUAUUCCCCCUGAUCAGCAGCGUCUGAUUUUCGCUGGCAAGCAGCUGGAGGACGGCCGCACACUGGCCGAUUACAACAUCCAGAAGGGUGAGCAGACGUAG
This is a messenger RNA of Volvox carteri f. nagariensis, 210 nucleotides long. RefSeq names its product component of cytosolic 80S ribosome and 60S large subunit (gene rpl40). The transcript has 2 exons. The annotation marks the transcript as partial. The record is from RefSeq and is a predicted model, not a curated record. Gene Ontology annotation, cellular component: nucleus; cytoplasm. Gene Ontology annotation, biological process: modification-dependent protein catabolic process; protein ubiquitination. Lineage: Eukaryota; Viridiplantae; Chlorophyta; Chlorophyceae; Chlamydomonadales; Volvocaceae. Gene Ontology annotation, molecular function: protein tag activity; ubiquitin protein ligase binding.